Molecule: messenger RNA, 783 nt
Organism: Opisthorchis viverrini
Lineage: Eukaryota; Metazoa; Platyhelminthes; Trematoda; Opisthorchiida; Opisthorchiidae
Exons: 5
Coding region: 36-623 (195 amino acids)
Source: RefSeq, a predicted model, not a curated record
CCGACAGUCCUCGGUUGUCCUGAAAAAUACCCGUUAUGGAUCAGAAGACCAGUACAUCAAACACGUGGAGUCGCCACAAAUCACGCAAGAUACUUGGGGUUGGUGACCGUGGUGAUUCUAGAACAGGUUCAAAACUUGUACAACUUCUCGGGGAGAAUGAACCCGAUGAAAGCUUGGAAUGCACACUUGCUUAUUACUGGAACUGGUUUAUCUGGUCUCAUGUGUUUGUCCUCGGAGUACUGGCUAAGUUACUUCCCGAUACAGUAGGUCGAUCGGUUCUGGGGAAAUUUGUUCAACUGCCGCAAAACACAUCGGCGUUUAGUGACGAAAUAGGACAAAUACUUAUCUCAAAACAACGUGACUGUUGUUUUUUUCUAUGUGGGAGUUGUUCAGGGACCAUUACUUCAAGCAGCCCCGAGAGGUUCGGUACCUGGCUUCCGCUGACGAUUGUCGUGAUCAACCUUCUAAUCCACUUAACCGUGGCAUAUCCGGAGUGUAACUUAAGAAAUCUUCGACGGCGACUGACAAACCCAAUGAUUGGAAUAUCCGCUGGGAUACCAGUUGUUACUGAACAAACCGACGAUCUGAAGAGUCAUCACGAGCAAGACGAGUCCACAACAUAGUGGUUAACAAGCAUAGGAUUGUAUGCUUUUUCGGCCGCAAUUCAUAUGGAUGAAAUGUACGUGAGAGUUUGUGUGCCACGAUGUCUGAAAUCACAAAAGCAUCCACACGGUCCAUUCCUUUCCAAUAUUCCCCAAAGAUGUGCCAUGAAUGUGUUGUAUA